AUGUUUUCUAACAUACCUGUUAAACUAGAGCGCAAUUCUAAAAAAUGCGAAAAAGAAGAAAAAGUAGAAAAAUCUAAAGUUAAGAAAGCUAUUCAGAAGGGAAAUAUGGAAGGGGCUCGGAUACAUGCCGAAAAUGCAAUACGGCAGAAAAAUCAAGCUUUAAAUUAUUUACGAAUGAGUGCAAGGGUGGACGCUGUUGCUAGUAGAGUGCAAACAGCUUUGACAACACGAAAAGUAACACAGUCAAUGGCUGGUGUAGUAAAAGCUAUGGAUGCAGCAAUGAAAUCGAUGAAUUUAGAAAAAAUUUCUGGCUUAAUGGACAAGUUCGAAAGUCAAUUUGAAGAUUUAGAUGUUCAAAGUUCUUAUAUGGAAAACGCAAUGUCACAAACUACUACAACAAACGUACCACAGAAUGAUUCCUCACUUUUUUCUCACUUGGUUAUACCUUUGUAA
Molecule: messenger RNA, 453 nt
Organism: Cotesia congregata
Lineage: Eukaryota; Metazoa; Arthropoda; Insecta; Hymenoptera; Braconidae
Source: the annotation of a GenBank genome assembly